Messenger RNA from Chinchilla lanigera (long-tailed chinchilla), 1299 nucleotides. RefSeq names its product heterogeneous nuclear ribonucleoprotein C-like. The record is from RefSeq and is a predicted model, not a curated record. NCBI's taxonomy places the organism in Eukaryota, Metazoa, Chordata, Mammalia, Rodentia, Chinchillidae. The transcript is spliced from 7 exons. Bases 56 to 655 code for a protein of 199 amino acids.
UGCCUUUUGACUUUGAAGCCACAUAUCUCUAAGAUGUAGGUGAGGCAAAGAAGGCAUGAAACAAGAAUUAUUUGAUUUGGACAUGGCUGGAGAGGCCAGGCCUGGCCCUGGCCGGCCAGGACACAUGAGGCAGCAGGACACAGCUGGCUUCCGCAGCAGCAGCAGCAAGUAUGACUUACACUAUGAGCUGCACAGAGAGGACGUCCCCUAUAGGGUGUAUGGAUACCAGAGGGUACCCCCACUCAUCAACCAGGUGCCUGCCAAGCUCCGGAGGACUUUCUUGGGCCUGGGAGUCAGGAGUGGCUGCAGCCCCUAUAAGGCCUCUAGGAGCAGACCCCUGCCCCCGGAGCAGACAAAGCUUCAGGCGGAGGAGCUGCACUCCAUCCGGGGAGAGCUGAGCCAGAUCAAAGCCCAGGUGGACAGGCUGCUGGAAAGUCUGGAGCACAUGGACCAGCACAGGGCCCAGGCUGCAGGGAUAAAGGACAGUGACAAGAACAGGGUCCCUGGUAAGGAGGGCUGCUCAUGCAGGACUACGGAGACACAACAAGAGCUGAGGGGCUGGAGGAUCCAUCCAGUGGCUGAUGGCUCAGAGGGAAGGACAGCCACAGAGCAAGCCGUACAGAAUCAAGCAUCUGACCAGGAGGGCAGCCAGUAGCAAGUAGGAACCCUUCCAGGCUCAUCAGCUCCAGGCGUCUUCCUGGUUGGCCCCCUGCCCCGCCUUGUUUCCUUUCUGAAGGCCUCCCGAUGAUACCCGUGCAACCUGAGCACCCGUUCUGGCACCAAGACAAAGGAAGCAGAGGCAUGGUUCAGCCGCACCAGCAGGAAAGACUCCCCGCAGAGUUAGGUUUAGUUUUGAUGGUUGUUUCCAGAAUCCUGGGGCUGGCAGGGUUGGAGGGAGGCUCUGGAUGACCCAGCAGCAGCUCCCCUGCCUCACAAAGCCUGGGCAGCCGAGUGUGCAGGAGGCACCCCGAGAGCACGGAGCAACACCAGCCCUUCCUGAGUGCAGGCACUGCCUUAGCUGCUCCCCUCCCUGUCCCGCACACCACCAGUCACAGCACCUGCCCAGGUCUGUCUUCCAGUGGUGAAGCACACUCGUGAUCUUCCAUUCUAACACCGAGCUGUUUAAGACCCACAGCCUGUGCCCCACUUUGCUUCCAGACUGCCCCUACACAGCCACCCUUCAGAAGAGCAGCAUCAUUCUUUGUCCUGUUUCUACCCUCUUUCGUUAGUAUACUACGUACAUCAGAUCUGAUGUCAGAGGGAAAGAAAUAAAAGGUGCACUUCUUCCUGGUGAGUUUA